This is a messenger RNA of Blastomyces dermatitidis ER-3, 2702 nucleotides long. RefSeq names its product cellular nucleic acid-binding protein. The record is from RefSeq and is a predicted model, not a curated record. NCBI's taxonomy places the organism in Eukaryota, Fungi, Ascomycota, Eurotiomycetes, Onygenales, Ajellomycetaceae. The coding region runs from base 329 to 901 and encodes 190 amino acids. Gene Ontology annotation, cellular component: cytoplasm. Gene Ontology annotation, biological process: positive regulation of cytoplasmic translation. Gene Ontology annotation, molecular function: zinc ion binding; single-stranded RNA binding; mRNA binding. The transcript is spliced from 8 exons.
ACCACCACCACCACCACCACAGCAGCAGCAGCAGCAGCGGCAGCAGCGGCAGCAACGUCUUCGUCUUCUUUUAUAUUAUCUCUUCUUCUUCCUCUUCCUCCUCUGACGAUAAUCCUCUCCGCCAACUAUUGUGACGGAGCAAAUAAUCGACAUAAAAUUUUAAACCCUCCCCCCCUCUCAACCUCCUCCUCCUCGUCGAACUUUCAACCCAGAUCGAUUUACAAUACUCGAUUUAUUCUCCGGUUCUUUCGAUUACCACCAACCUUUCAUCUCCCCCCUUUCAGUCCUUAUCUAUAAAAGAGAAUACUUUUUUUCUAAGUCGCCAAAGAUGGAUUACCAGUCAGGUAGCCGUGGAUGCUUCAAUUGUGGCGAGGCCUCUCAUCAGGCUCGUGAUUGCCCCAAGAAGGGAACUCCUACCUGCUACAACUGUGGUGGACAGGGACACGUCAGCCGUGAAUGUACUGCUGCCCCCAAGGAAAAAACCUGCUACCGAUGCGGCCAGACCGGACACAUCUCCCGUGACUGCACAUCUGCCGGAUCCGGAGACAACUACACUAGCGGUGGUUACUCUGGCGGAGGAGCUGCUGGCGGCCAGGAAUGCUACAAGUGCGGCCAAGUCGGACACAUCGCCCGUAACUGCUCACAGAGCGGAGGUUACGGAUCCGCUGGUUAUGGCGGUGCUGGUGGUUACGGCGGUGGCUAUGGCGGCGGCCGCCAGCAGACUUGCUAUUCGUGCGGCGGCUACGGUCAUAUGGCUCGCGACUGCACUCAGGGUCAAAAGUGCUACAACUGCGGCGAAGUUGGCCAUGUCUCUCGAGACUGCCCCACUGAGGCCAAGGGUGAGCGCGUUUGCUACAAGUGCAAACAAACCGGCCACGUCCAGGCAGCCUGCCCCAACUAAGUACGGCAGAGAAAAGGGCGUUUAUUGGGGCCGUCGUGAGAGAGAAGAUCGAGGAGAAACUGGGUUUCCUUUUCCUUUUUUUCCUUUCUUUUUCCUUCCAGCCAAGCGUGCGGGCAUUCAUAGUUAUUUAUUUUUUGUUGCCCCCCACCACCACAUGGCCCAUUUGGAAGGAUAGCCUGGUCAUGACUCGGACAUGAGAAAAAAAAUAAAUUUUUUCUUUUUUAUUUGGGCCCCCUCCCCCUUUCUUGUUUUUUGCCUCUUUUUUCUCCUUUUUCCGUCGUUUUUCUUAUACUUUAAAUCAUCAUGAGAUUAUGCCUCUUUUUGUUUUUCCUGUCUUUCUUAUGCUACUAUUACCGCUACUACGUCACACAUGGAAAGAAAAACAAUCCCUUUUUUGAAACAAAAAUGAACACCCCCCAUACUCACCCUCCUAUGCACACGCACAUCAUACACAUACAUACAUACACCCUGGCCUGGAUUUGGUUAUGUCAAGGAAAUCAAGGAAAUUACUGAUAGGCAAAGGAGAAACGAAGGGAAAGAAAAAAGGGCAAAAAAAAAAAAAAAAAAAAAAAAAAAAAAAAAAAAGAAGGAAGGAAAAAAGAUAUUCAAACGCUCUGAGGAUGGUUUUGCGUUUUGCUCUUUUGGUUUUUUUUUUUUUUUUUUUUUUUUUUUUUUGUUCUAUGUAUGGAUUUCCUUUUUUUUUAUUUCUGUUUUUGUAAAAGGAUGAAGAGACAGAAAUUGAGAGUUGAAAUGAGAGAAGAAUGACACAAGCAAAGCAAAGCAAGACACACAUCCCCACAUACAUACACCAUCACACCCAUGCAUGCAGGGCAUGUAUAUGCACAACCCGCUCCACCAAAUCACCAAAUCACCAAAUCCCAAAAUCGGAUCAGCAAUGGCACUUUUGUGUGUUCUCCUUCAGGUUGUUUUUCAGUUCAGAGAAUAUAUCUUUCUCUUGUUUUUUUCUCAUUUUUUCUUUUGUCCAGGCUACAUACCAUACCAUCUUCAUCAUUGCAUAUUUUGUGGUGUAUUUUUCCCCCGUUUAUAUAAAUAAGCACACAUACAUGUACUUGCACCUAUCUCCAGCGAGGGUAUGCUCGAGCUAUCGAUCUCACCGGAUAAAAGGCAACAAAAGACUACCUCCGACUCUGAUACAAAAUUGUCGCUUCCCUUUCUUUCGUUUUUAUUUCUCUAGGGUAUGUAAAAUUUCUAUUAGGUCUUCUCGAUUUUUUUUUCAGGGUUCUUUAUAUUUCUUUUUUUCAUUCUUUUUUCUUCUUUUUUGGGAAACCAAAUUGUUAUUUCUCCUAUCUAUAUAGAAUGAAUGGGCUAUGUAUCGAUUAAAUAAAAAGGAUGACCGGGGAAGGGGGGUUAUCUUUCUCUCUUUGCCUUUCCUUUGUGUUGGUUUGCGAGAGACAAGGCCAGCUAUCUGUUUCGGUUUUGAGGUGUCCUCUCUACACGUCAGCUUGUUCUUGUACCGUCUAGUAGCUAGCUAUAGUUGUUUUUAUCCUUGAUUAAAUAAGAAAUACUUUUGCUUUGACGGAGAGAGCAAGGGAGAAGAAGGGAGGGCUGAUAUCAAUAUCAUCAUCAUUAAGCUUAGCCGGGCUCUCUUGUUGCAAAAUAGAAAUGAACAGCGCUAGCUUCAUAUUUUGUUCAAGUGUUUACUUAUUAAUACCCUAUAGACGAACGUGCCGACUCAACUCCCCACUUAGGAGGUUGAUGGAUGGGUAAAUAAGUAGGUAGCUGAAAAGUAUGGUUCAGGAACUCCUACUCUACUCUUUAUCUUCCCUCUACCCACCUAAAU